Aricia agestis (brown argus) is the source of this 2069-nucleotide messenger RNA. RefSeq names its product nuclear hormone receptor HR96 (gene Hr96). Gene Ontology annotation, biological process: negative regulation of transcription by RNA polymerase II; positive regulation of transcription by RNA polymerase II; cell differentiation. The transcript is spliced from 8 exons. Gene Ontology annotation, molecular function: nuclear receptor activity; zinc ion binding; RNA polymerase II cis-regulatory region sequence-specific DNA binding. NCBI's taxonomy places the organism in Eukaryota, Metazoa, Arthropoda, Insecta, Lepidoptera, Lycaenidae. Bases 214 to 1911 code for a protein of 565 amino acids. The record is from RefSeq and is a predicted model, not a curated record.
AUAUUUUGAUGUCGAUCAUUCACUUUAUUUUAUCAAAAUUUUAGUAAUUUAUCGUGUUAUCGGCUCAUAACAACAGAAUUCGCGAAUUACUAUCCACUGCAGCACGACUUAUCUCAUUCACAUAGUGCACGAUGAUAGCAAAAGUUACUUUGGUCGAAUCAGCCGUCAUGUUAGCACAAUUUUAUUGUUUAUCAAUUUAGAUUUCGACAAAAAAUGGAUAGAGUAAGUGAUAAAAGUAUAAAAACUGAGGACUGUAGUGUGCAGAAGAAGGAAUUGUCCGCUCUGCAGAAGAUAUGUUUAGUGUGUGGCGACAAAGCGUUAGGCUACAAUUUCAACGCGAUAUCUUGUGAGAGUUGCAAGGCGUUCUUCCGCAGGAAUGCCUUAACGAGUAAAGAAUUCAAGUGUCCUUUCACGAAUAAUUGUAAAAUAACAGUCGUGACUAGAAGGUUCUGCCAAAAAUGUCGUUUGGAAAAGUGUUUCGCUAUAGGCAUGGUGAAAGAGUUUAUCAUGUCAGACGAAGACAAAGCGGAGAAGAGAAGGAAAAUAGAAGAGAACAGAGCUAAGAAACGACAGAUGAACGACUCAGAUGACAGCGUGACGAGCUCCAAAAUGUUCAGAAAAGAAGAAGAUAACAGUUACACUAUUCCAAUACAGGACCCAUCACUACUACAGUAUGAUGUACUAAACAGUACCACAUGUAGUCCAAACAGUACAGUACAGUCCCCACAGAGUACAGAUCUAGAAAGUUCCUUGAAUUCCCCGCCCGUCUACAGCCAAUUUGUGCCAAAUCAUACAGAACAGUAUAUAAAAAAUUAUCCAAUAGACGAUAAAAAUGUUUUGAUGAACCAGACAAUGUAUGAGCAACGGUUGUUGGAUCCCUACAGUGAAGGUGUAGACAGCAUGUACACGGAGCCACCAAAACAAAAUACUAUCAAGUCCAUCCUCACAAACGGUUCGUCUUCAGAGCAGCAGGGCAGCGAAGGUCACAUCUGUGAGCAGAUACCUUCAACUAGCGCUGACCCUAACGUGAACAAGGCGAGGGAUAUACUACAGGACGUUGAGAGGAUAGAGCCGAACUCCAUGGAGUCUAUACUAUGUGAAGCUAUCAAGCUGGAGUUUGAAGCUUACACCUCAGUAAGCAGCAGCUGUAGCGGCUCGUCCAGAGAACUCAACGAGGUGGAGCGAGCUAAGCUGAACGAGUUGAUAGUGGCGAACAAGGCGCUGCACGCGCCCAUCGACGACGACGUGUCCAUGCUCAUCGGCGACUCGGGCGGGGUGCUGAAGGGCGGCGGUGGCUCUCACGACCCGCGUCUCAUCACGAUAGUGAACAUCACCGCCGUCGCCAUACGACGCUUCAUCAAGAUGGCCAAGAAGAUCAACGCGUUCAAGAACAUGUGCGAAGAAGAUCAGAUAGCGCUGCUGAAGGGCGGGUGUAUAGAGAUGAUGGUGCUCCGCAGCACAAUGACGUACGACGGCCAGGCCAACCAGUGGACGUUGCCGCACAGCCGUCGGCAGUUCGGCUCGAUCCGCACGGACGUGCUCAAGCUGGCGGGGGGCGACAUCUACCGCGCGCACGAGCAGUUCAUCGGCUCGUUCCAGCCGCGCUGGCGGCGCGACGAGCACCUCAUACUCGUGAUGAGCGCCAUCCUGCUGUUCACGCCGGACCGCGCGCGCGCCGUGCACCGCGACGUCAUCAAACUCGAGCAGAACUCCUACUACUAUCUCCUCCGUCGGUACCUCGAGUCGAUCUACCCCGGCUGCGAGGCCAAGUCCACCUUCCUCAAGCUCAUCCAGAAGAUUCUGGAACUGCGGAAGUUCGCGGAGGAAGUGACUGGGGUGUAUCUAGAUGUGAACCCCAUAGAACCGUUACUUAUGGAGAUAUUCGACUUGAAACCACCGCAGCCGUCGUAGGGUAGGUAGAAGAGAAGUGGUAAAGUUGACGAUAUUUGAGGCAUAUUAAUUACUCAAACUUUAGACUGAUUUUUAUUCUUAAGGUGUCGUUCCGAUCAACGCGGCGAGCGAACGUGACCGACAAAAAUUCAAAUAAAAUGCCAAAUUACACGACCGGU